Messenger RNA from Sphaerodactylus townsendi, 3271 nucleotides. RefSeq names its product GRIP and coiled-coil domain containing 1 (gene GCC1). The record is from RefSeq and is a predicted model, not a curated record. Gene Ontology annotation, cellular component: Golgi apparatus. Lineage: Eukaryota; Metazoa; Chordata; Lepidosauria; Squamata; Sphaerodactylidae.
CCCGGAAGGGGCUGCUGGGCAGAGGUGGUAAAGCUUGGGGUGGACCCAGGGCGUCCCGCCCCCCCCUCCGAGUGCGACCCUUCCCACCCUCCACCCCCCGAGUGGACCUACUUCAGAGAAGCGGUGCCCAGGACUGCCAGAGCAGCCGAGACAUGGAGAAGUUCGGCAUGAACUUCGGGGGUGGCCCCAGCAAGAAAGACCUGCAGGAGGCGGUGGAGUCGCAGCGGAAGCAGCUGGCCCAGUACCAGGGGCGGCUGAAGGAUGAAUGUGAGGCCUACAAGGCCAGAGAGUCAUGCUCGAAGGAGAAGGAGGCCCUGGAGGCCGGCCUCAGAAUCCUCUCCAGUGUCCCACCGAGGUGAGACGUGGGCGGAGUGUGUCCCAGCAGCCAAGGCUGGCGGCUCCAGCCCAGACCCCAGCGGCGACAGGACUUCCCGUGCACAGCGAAGACAGUGCGGGACUGGGCGGCCAGCCUGUAGCCAGCACCAAAGGGAGACUCCGGCCCCGAGGAGAGAGGGCCAAUGGAACGCUUCUCUCACCCCUCGGCUGGGAGGGCGAUGGGCAGUUCGGAAAGCUCCGGCAGCAUCGGCGAGCCCAGCGAAGUGGACCGAAGGGUUCUCCAGCUGAAGACGCAGCUAGCCACCAUCACCAGCGCCCUGGCCACCGUCGCCCAGGAGAAGUCCCGCAUGGAGGCCUCCUACCAGGCAGACAAGAAGAAGAUGAAGCAGGAUCUGGAGGAGCUGAGCAGGAGGGCGGGCGAGGAGCGCAGCAGCGGCCUGGAGAGUGAGCUGAGGGGGUCCCAGCAGCAGCUGGCAGAGACCAAGGCCCGCCUGAUCACGCAGCAGCGACCCGACUGGGCGCCCAGGGAGCAGAGUGACCGCGCCGCCAUGCUGGGGGGAGCUCAGCACCUGCUCCAGGAGAGCCAGAGAGAGCCAAAGCGGCUUGGGGGGGGGUGGGGCAUGGAGUGAGACCAGAAGAGAAGCUGGCAUGGGCAAAAGCAGGGGUGGCUGGACCAGGCCGAAGGGGCUGGCCGCCAAGCCAAGCAGCUGGCCCAGGAGGCAGAGGGCCUGAAGAGGGCGCUGCAGGCCGCCCAGGAGGAGAGCUGCAGGCCCAAUCCACAGCUGCAGGAGCUGCGGGCUGAGAUGGUGGCCCUCAGGAGCCAUUUCCAGGCCCAGCUGCUGCAGGAGAUGAGAAAGACUGCUCAGGCAGAGGAGCGGGUCCAGGCAGAAGAGCAGAGGGUGACCGGCCUGGAGGGCCAGAUGUCCGAGGUGUCCGAGCUGCUGGGCACCUACGAGAAGGCCAAGCAGAAGGACCAGGCCACCAUCCAGAAGCUGAAGGACCGCAUUGCCCAGCUGGACCUGGAGAACAAGACGCUGGCCAUGGCUGCCUCCGGUCGCUCCCCGCUGGAUCUUGCCAUCGAGGAGACCAACCUGGACGUCAACAUCCUGAGGGAGAAGAUGGAGAAGCUGCAGCAGCUGGUGCAGGUGGCUGCCAAGCACGGCCCGUCCCCGGUGGCCCCGGAGGCCCCCUGCCCGCCUGAGCUGCCCACGGGCGGCACGGAGACGGGGGACGGGGAGAAGGCCUCUGCCGCCUACUACCAGCAGGAGCUGAGGCAGCUGAAGGAGGAGUUUGAGCGGUACAAGCUGCGGGCUCAGGUGGUCCUCAAGAACAAGUCGGCCAAAGACGGCAGCCUGGCCAGGGAGCUGGAGGAGGCGCAGGAGCAGCUGGCGGAGCUGAAGGGGAAGUACGUCUCCCUGCGGCUCUCCUGCGAGGAGGUGGAGCAGCAGCACCGCCAGCAGCUGGAGGCCAAGAGGCAGGAGCUCUCCUGCCUUCAGCAGCUCCACCGGCAGCAGCUGGAGAAGUGCCAGGGGGCCUGCAGGGAGAGGGUCCUGCAGCUGGAGGAGGAGAUCCACAAGCAGCGGGACCGAGCGCUGCUGGUGCUGGCGGAGAAGGACCAGGAGCUGCAGCACCUGCGGGUCACAGCCUCGCCCUCUGGCCUCCAGAGUGCCCAGAAGGCCCUCGGGCCGGGCCCCCAAGCCGACGGCAGCGACGGCAGCCAGGAGCCGCCAGGGGCAGAGUCCUUGGAGAGCCUCACGCAGGCCCUGUGCCUGACCGCCCCCCCCGGCCAGCCGAGCCUCCUGUUGUUCAGGGAGCAGCUGGCCCGGAAGGAGGUGGAGGUGGCCGCUCUGAAGAGGGAGAAGCACCGGCUGGAGGCCGAGGCCCGCCACCUGCGGGAGAGGCUGCUGGAGGAGCAGGAGAGGAGCAGGGAGGAGGUGGCUGCUCUCCAGGGCCACGUCCAGAAGAGCUUCCGGGACCAGAGCAGGGAAGGGGCCAACCUGGAGUACCUGAAGAACAUUUUCUACCGGUUCCUCACCUUGACGGACUCGCUGGGUCGGCAGCAGACGCUGACGGCCAUCCUGACCAUCCUUCACUUCAGCCCAGAGGAGAGGCAGGUGGUGUUGAGACACGAGGCCGGCAGCCACAGUUGGUGGCCUCCUGGGAAGAGAUGAGGCUGCCCUUCCUGGACCGGGGCCGAGGGGACGGCCGUCGCUGUUUAGUGCCAAUAGACGGGGCGGACAGAUGCUGGGACCCACCGACUGCAGCUCUGUACCCCUCCCCCAACUGCAGUUUGUGCUGCCUCCUGCCUAUGGGGCAGGAGUACCUGGAGAGCUCGUUUUCCCCAAAGGGGGCUCUGCUCAGGGUCAGGUGGGAUUUAUUUUCAAGGACUUUUUGUUUCUUGCUUUGAAUCCACCAGACGUGGAAGGGGCAGCGGGGGGGGGGGGGGGGUCUGUGAUCCCGGAUGGUGUUUCUCAAUGCUCAUGAUUGGUUAAUAAAAAGAGCAUUAGCUGCCCUCCCCCUGGGCCAAGUCCUUGGUGCCCUUGGUAUGUUCCAGUGCUCCAGGGUAGCCCAGGUGAGACAAGGAGAGCAGCUCCUCUGGGGUGGAGGCACACCUUGGCCACUGGGCUAGGGGUGCAGACAAACUCUGGCCCCAGCAGCAAGCGCUUGGCUGAAGGAACCCAGCCCGCUGCUUGCUACUCACGGGUCGUACGAACCAGGCUGAGACUGGAUUCAGCCCAUUUCUGGACCUCUGGCACCUGCUGCCCUCCAAGGAGAUAGUAGCACUGGCCAGAGUGGGGCGGAGGGGUGCGUGUGCCAGGAUGUUACCAUGGUUGCAGGGAACAGGGCUGUGAAAUGUGUUGUGUGGCCCAUUCAUUCAACCUAUCCUACCUCACAGGGUUAUUGUGAGGAUAGAAUAAAGAACUGUGUCUGCUGA